This is a messenger RNA of Porites lobata, 807 nucleotides long. NCBI's taxonomy places the organism in Eukaryota, Metazoa, Cnidaria, Anthozoa, Scleractinia, Poritidae. The record is from the annotation of a GenBank genome assembly.
AUGAGCAUCAUAGGAAAGUUAAUAAUAGGAAUCCUGAGAGUUGCGGGCCUCAUUGCUGCACCAUUCACAUUUGGGGCCGGAAUCGUAGUGUCCAUUGUAGGGGCAGGAAUUGGUGGCGCGGGGGGACUGGUCAUGUCUUGUUCCAAAGUCGCUGAGAUUAUCUUGGAAAAGUUAGGACUAAAAGAAGUGCAAGAGACAAUUGAGGACGAUCGUAAAGCUUGUAGUGAGCUCCAGAAACAGUUAGACCCCUUGGAGAACUUCAUCUCUAGCUUAGCAGAGUUCCUUAAACCACUGCAUGAUGACGCGGUUUUGCUCAGAGAAUUAGAAGGAAGUGGAUUUGAAUUUCUUAGUCAGCGGAUAUCCUAUGAAGAGAUCGGUGCGUCCACCGAAGAGAGAGUAGAAUUCGGUGCCAGGUUCUUCAGAGCAGCCACUUCCGCAGCCACAAUAUCUGCAUCAGCGGCCGCGACUGCAGGCGCUGUAGCCAGAAGUGCGGCUAUUGCGGGGACGCGCGCGGCACAUGUUGCUGGUUCUGUAAUCAGCGCCGCCCUGUUGCCGCUGGAUAUCACGUUACUCGUCAAAUCAUCUUUGGAGCUGCAUCGUGGAUCCACAUCUGCAGCUGUACAAGAUAUCCGGCGGAUUCUUGACGAACUUGAAUGCCCAGAUAAAGAGGAGAUCCAAGGUCUGGUGGAGAGCUUCAUUGAUGAGAAAUUUACCGAGGCGUACAAUAAGAUGGACGAUGAAAAGAAACAGGAGCAGAAUCGAGACAGUGAUGAUAGUAACGAGCUGGAUAAACAAAUGAUGACAUAG